UAGCCGUUAGCACGGAGAGCUAACAGCCGGAGUGUGUAAUGGCGGCCUCGGUGUUGUUGGGGUCUGCGGACAACACCGGACUCAGCUUCACAGUGGGAGGCGGUGGCACUGGGAAUGUUUUAGUCGGGAAUAAUAAUGGACUGGGACCGGCGGGGCCGGCGCCCUGGAACCGUUCUCUUGACCGGGCGCUGGACGAAGCCUCGGCCACCGGGUGUCUGAACCUCAGCGGCAGGAAGCUGAAAGAGUUCCCCCGGAGCGCCGCCAACCACGACCUGACGGACACCACAAGGGCCGAUCUGUCUCGUAACCGUCUGUCCGAGCUUCCUCUGGAGGUCUGUCUGUUCGUGUCUCUGGAGAGCCUGAACCUCUACCAGAACUGUCUGAGGUCUCUGCCAGAUAGUCUGCUCAACCUGCAGGCCCUCACCUACCUGAACCUCAGUCGGAACCAGCUGUCUGUCCUCCCUGUGGUGGUCUGCAGUCUUCCUCUGAAGGUUUUGAUCGCCUGCAACAACAAACUGGUUUCUCUUCCAGAAGAACUGGGUCAGCUGAGACACCUGACUGAACUGGAUGUCAGCUGUAAUGAGAUCCAGACUUUACCGUCUCAGGUGGGUCAGCUGGAGGCUCUACGAGACCUGAAUAUCAGGAGGAACCACCUGGUCAGACUGCCCCAAGAGCUGGCAGACCUCCCUCUGGUGCGUCUGGAUUUCUCCUGUAACAAGGUGACCUCCAUCCCCGUCUGUUAUCGACGACUCGCACAGCUACAGACCAUCGUCCUCGACAACAAUCCUCUGCAGACCCCACCUGCCCAGAUCUGUAUUAAAGGGAAGGUCCACAUAUUUAAAUACCUGAACCUGGAGGCCAGUAAGACGACCCCUGACCUCCCAGACUAUGACAGACGACCUCUGACCUUCAGCUCCUGUGUUGAUGAGCUGUACCCUGGUCGUCCAUAUGGAGCACUGGAUUCAGGCUUCAACAGCGUUGACAGCGGAGACAAGAGGUGGUCAGGGAACGAGCCCACCGAGGAGCUGUCGGAGCUGCCACAGAGAGUGGCUGAGAUCAGCAGAGACCAGAGACUGAGACCAGCAGGGGGAGGAGGACCACUACUGGCUAAUGGAACACAUGUAGAGCUGGAGCAGAUAGACUUCAUAGACAGCUGUGUGGGGGAGGAGGAGGAGGAGGGGGGAGGGAGUCGAGGAGGUGGAGGAGGAGGAGGGGACAGCGCUAGCCUGAGCUCUCAGUUCAUGGCCUACAUCGAGAGACGCAUCACCAGAGAGGGUUCUCCAGUCAAAACCAACUCGCCGAGGACAGAGGACACAAGGAGACACAUCCGGAGUGUGGUCGAUGGUGUCACAGCACCCUCUACCUCCCAAAACCAGAGAGGAGGUGUCGUUCCAGGAGGGGUGGAGAGGGUGAGGAGGGAAGCUCAGCUCGCUGCUCUGAGGUACGACGAGGAGAGACAGAAGACCCGUUCUCUGCAGAGAGACAACGUCACCAGUUACACCAAGCAUAAAGCAGCUCAGAGUCCAACAAAGUCCAGUCCAGACAGUGAGUGUGUUCUGGUGUUUGAGAUUGACUUUAACACAAACACUAUCAAGAGACGACCUGGUUCCCACAAACAGUCUGUUACUGGAGUGUCUGUAGACGGCUGUCGCUCUCAUGCUUCUGAUAUCACCUCCUGUCUGCUGCAGGGAGAGGACAGAGCAGCUCUGUCUCCUACAGCCAAUCAGUCGCCUUCUUACCCCAGCUCAGGGGGUGGGUCCUCCUGUCGGACGGCCAGUCUGAGACCAGAAAGCUUCCUGUUUCGCCUUGGCCAGAAAGAAGAGAAGAGGAAAGGUGACGCUACUGCCGCUCCUCAGAACCAGGGGGAGGCUUGUGCUGCUCCUCCCCUGGUUGGAGAAGAUGCUGAGCUGGUGGAGCAGCUCAGGAAGAACAUUGAAGCUCGGCUCAAAGUGUCGUUGCCAAGUGACCUGGGAGCAGCUCUGACAGAUGGGGUGGUGCUGUGUCACCUGGCCAAUCACGUGAGACCACGGUCCGUCCCCAGCAUCCAUGUCCCCUCUCCUGCUGUGCCUAAACUCACCAUGGCCAAAUGUCGACGAAAUGUAGAGAACUUCCUGGAGGCGUGUCGCAGGAUUGGAGUCCCACAGAGUCAGUUGUGUCUUCCCCUUCACAUCCUGGAAGAGCGAGGGCUCCCCCAAGUGGCUGGCACCGUCAGCGCUCUGCUCAACCUGGCCCCACCCCGACACCCCGCCACCACGACAACCACCACAACAUCAUCAUCAACCACAUCUGGACCCUCCGUCACCAUGUAGACAACACUAACACCACCGCCACCAUCAUCAUCGUUGUCAUCAUCACCACUGCACACGCUCAGUCAGCCUCAGGAAACCAGAUGAGUUUUAGAUAAAAACCUCCAGAGCAGCAGGUUGGCAUCUAAUGGAGACAUGAACAGAGCUGAACGUCAAUAACACAGUGACACUAGUUCUGAUUAUAUCUCUGAAUGAUCAGUCUUUAGUUGAAUUAAAAUCUUAGUGACAUGACAGAGUGCUUAGAUGUGGGCACAGUUGAGCUGAUAUCCACAAUAAACAAGUCAGUGACACCACAAAGCACUCACGACAGCAGCUACAGCAUGAAGAAAAGUGAGAACAUUUAAAUGUAUUCUUUAAUACACAGCAGCUGUUCUGGACGAUAACACAUUUCCUCCAGAAGCAGGAAUAAUCUGCAUUUGUACACAUAUUUAUUAAAUAUUCUCACUUUUCUGUAUUAAACAACUUCCCUCUUUUUUCUACAUGGUCAUGUUAUUUAAUGUAUACACAUCAGUUCAGGGUGAGUUAUUACAAAUAUUUUAACUUUUUACAAGAAAAAAUAUUUUUUUUAACAUACGAGAUAAUGUACAUGAUUAAUUAAUGCUAACUGUUGACUUUUGUGGGUCUAGCUGGUUUGAAAAUUUAUCACCUUCUUACUAGUGAAGUGAGACCUGAUUUUGCCUUCUUUUCUUGUUUUUUUGUUUUUUUUUCCUCUCACAUUGUGAUUGGCUGAGCUGCCAAUCAGUUUAAACACUGUUACAGACCAAUGUGGAGGUUGAUAGUUUCUUAGUUUUCUGCAAUCUUUAUCUGACAUUAUUGACCAUUUAAUUUUAUUUAACUUAUAUAUUUAUGGUUGUUUCUAACACAUUAAGACACAAAACCAAAUAAAAUAUUUAAAUAAAACUAUAACUUAACAACCUAAAGUAAAAUAUCACCCACACACAAAAUCAAAUCAACAAACAUUACACUAAUAAACCAUUUCCAUAAAUAAAUAAAGUGAGUGAGCACAUUAGGCUAUUGUAGCUAAUUGCUAACGAUAGCUAACGUAGAUAUACAGUUGUUGGUUUAAAAAUGACACUAAUGUAGCUUGCUGCUAACAAUUGCCAACACUGAUUUAGUUGGUUUGGAACUGACAAAAAGCUAAUUAACAUUUAUCUACUUUUGGAGUUUAUUAUGGCCGUGAGAGCAAAUGGAAGUGGUGUUAGUUUAAGUAACUUUAGCUGAGAGCAUUAGCAAACAUCUGUAUGCUCACUAGUUCAUUGCUAAUAUUAAUCAACAACAUAAAAAUAGAGGACUGCUUAAUGCUAAUAAUAGUCAAUAUUCAACAGUAGUUAGUUUGAAAAUGCUCACUGCUAACAUUACUUAACAUUGUGAGUCCAGUUGGUUUGGAGGUUAAGCUAAAACAGCUAGCUGUCAACAUAGCUAAUGUUCUUUAACUUAAUUUGAAGUUGAAGCUUUACUUGACAGCUAAUGGUUGUUUACAAUGAUAGUGCUGGUAGCUGGUAACUGCUAACGAUAUCCAACAUAGAUGUACGAGCUGGAAAUAUUAGUUGGUAGGAAGAUGUUCACUGCUACUGUUAGCUAACAUUAUGAAGCUAGUUAGUUUGCAAUUUAAGUUUCGCUCUCACAUCAAGCUGUAAACAUUAGCUAAUAUUAAUAACUACCUGUAAUGUUAAACAUUAGCUAAUGAAACUUCAUGCUAGCUUUAGUUGAUAUGUAUAAAUUUGAUUCAGAGAUUACACCGAUGCUGCCAAUUAAAGAAAAAGAUAGUAGUAGUUGGUUGAAAAUGCUAGUUUUAGCUAACACUAAAGUUAGCCAUUAGCUAAUAUUAAACUACUUCAGAGAGGUUUGAAUCUAAUGUAGUUCAGUGCUAACAUAAGCUAACAUGUUGUUACCAGUUGAAUCUUCAGCUCUGUUUUUAGUCUCCAUGAGAUCCAUACUUCAACAGAAUUUAACUGUUAACAUUUAAAGAGGCAGAAUCUGGUUCGAGGUUUAUUUGAUGGACGUUCAACCCUGAGCUCUGACUCGGAGGCUCCCACAACAGACGUCUUUGACUGAUGCUUUGCACCCUGACGUUAAUAUUUUACUGUUUUUAUUUUUUAACCUUUCUGAGCUCUGAUGGAGGUUUGUAGUUUCAGGUUGGACAGAUGUAAGCAGCUGUUUGAGACUGUCACCCCAUGAUUGACCUUUCACAUGUGAUCAGGACCUUCAUCACAUCUAACUGACCCAAUAACACGCACAUGUUCAUUAACUGUGUUAGACUAUAUAACUAUGUCAUAAACAAGAUAACGUUCACCUCAUUGAUCUGGUCCAACAGCUCACAUAGUAUACUAUAUGGCCAAAAGUAUUGGACAACCCUGUCCAUAUACACUUUAAAAAUGAGAAUAUAUUUUAUUUAUUUAGAAAUUUCCAAACAGAUGUUACAAAGUUGUUUGCAAUCUAAUAAAUUAAAGAUAAAUGAAGCACAAGUAAGAUCAGUGGAAUAAAUAUUGAAACUGAGUAGCACAACAAAGAUCAAAAACAAAUACAAUAGUAAAAUAUUAAAAGAUGACAAAAACAAUAUGUAUGCACAUACAUGUGCAUGAAUAAAUACAUGUGCUGCUUGUUAUUCUUAUUUCAUGCCUGAUAAAUGCAAAGACAACAAGAAGUGGUGCAACAUCCCAAAUGCUCAAAGUAGUUAAACUACUCCUCUGAAUUAUCCUCAUGUGCUUCAGUUUAUUCAUUAUGACAGAAGCUGCAGCCUGUUGCAGGAUUCAGCACCCACCUCUGUUCCUGUGCUGCAGACAUCAAGGAUCUACUCUGAACCAACCAACAGACUCUUCAGCUUUGAACUGACUUUUGAAGUUUGAUAAAUAGAUUUUAUUCUGAGGUUUGUGAGUAAAAGUGAACAAUUUUUACUUUCAUCUUCCUCUUAAAUCCAACAUUUGACCUUAAAGGAGCUAUUUGCAUGUUUUACUAUUGCAACAUAACCAACAUUAGCAAUAGCCAGUGUUUACUUACCAGUCUCACCAAGAGCUUCAACCUCAUUGUGUUCACAAUACAAGAGGUUAUAAUACAUGGUCUGAGCAGCUACUUCUUCAGGACAGACUGGAGGCUACAGUGACUCUGUAUCAGAAAGUGAUGAGACAGGCUAACCAGAGCUAGCUGGUUAGCAUGCUAACUUCAGCAGAAGAAUGGAAGUGAUGGAAAUAGAAACAAAACGAGUUAACAUUGGGAUUGCUUUGUAGCUAUGUAUCAAUAUUAAAAACUUACAAAUCGCUCCUUUUAAGAUGUUUAAUAAAUAUGGCCUGUGACUUUCAGAAUAAAGGUAGGGGGUGUUAUUAGUUAUCUAAAAGGGUUAAUACUAAACUAUAUGUUAAAGCUAACACGUCCUUUUGUGAGGACAAACUUGAGGUGGGAGAGUUUUUUUUUUUUUUUAAAGAUAUUACUUGUGAUUUAACAAAGACUGUGCAAUGGCAGCACAUGAGCUAUUACAGUAUUUCUAUUAUUUUUCUGGUAAAUGGUUAAUUUACCUGUUAACUUCACCUGUUAAUGACUUCUUGCUUUAAUUGUUGAAGCCUGACGAAUUUCCCUGAACUGUGCGCUCAGUUUAUAAAUGGUCCUGAUGUGAUUGGACAAGGUCGAUCAAGUGGUGACCACGUCUCCUCACCUUCUCCCCCUCAUGUUUGUGUUGCAUGCUGGGACAUUUUUCAUGUUGAACCGGUGACAAGGAUUCUCCUGAGCUGACACUAAACACUGAGUGGACAGUCUGCAGUCACUCCGACUCUUAUCUUUAUCACAUGUAUGUGUACAAAUAUAUCCUGUAAAUAGAUACAUCUAUAUUUUUCUCAGACAGAUGCAGUCAGUCAGAGGAUGAGAAAAGUUUUUAAAAAAGUCACAGCACCCUGGAGUACACCUGUGCAUCAGUGCAGCCCGGUGAGAAAUGAAACCAGUGGAGGUCAGCAACGACAGGGUUCACGGGAGUUGAGUUGCUCUGCUGACAGGUCAGCGCUGGUGUUAAAGGACUCAUCUACCACAAAACACUGGGAGUCUUUUUCUCCUCCUGUCACAGCCGUGGAGUUUAUCGUGUAGCACCUGUUCACACCUGCAGCUGUCCAUCAUAUGUCAGAUGUUUUUAUUUUGUUCUGCUGAAAACAACAGGUCAAAAGUCAGUGAACGCAGCUUAAAGAGUUUUCAUAUCAGAAAAUGGAUUCUGCUGUUAAUCUGCUCUGGAUCAUGUUUGCACACAUUCUCUGCUUUUAGCCUCCCAACUGUUUUUUUUUAGUUCAUAUUGAUUAUUUUUGUCCAUUUGUUGACUUCUCUCAGAAGUUGUGUUUACAGGUUUUCUCAGAUGUGUGCUCCGAUGAACGUGGCCUCUGCUUCUGACAGAUAAUUAUGAUCUGUCAGUGUCUGAACCACCUGUUCACUCCUGUGUCAGACAGUUUGAUUGAACUCCUCUGACAGGAUGGAGGAGACAAUGACAUCACAGUUUCAUUUCUUAUUUCAAUUUUUCACUUCCAUGCUUUUCUGAGAGUGUGUGCUGCAUUCAGGUGAUGUGGGAAAUGAGGUUGCUGUCUGUCAGUUCAGUGUUAAGCUGAUUUUAAAGAAUUGAUACUAAAGUUUUCCCUCAGGAGACAUUGACACAAAACUAAACUAGAAAAUCUGGAAAGAAAGUUUGAUUUAAGAUCAGAUCAGAGUCUCAAUUUGUUCCAGUUUCACCUAAAUGCAGCAUCAGACCUUCAGUGUCGGCCUGAAACACUGGGACCUGUCAUUGCACGUUCUGUACUGGGACCCCAGUUUGUUUUACACGUGCAGAACUAUGCUAACAGGACCACAUGACCACAGAGAAGAUUCUGCCCUGAUUUCAGACUCUGAAGCUUGGUCCCGCCCCAACAAAGCUCCACCAAUCAGAUGCUGCAGUUUAGAGACUGUCAGAGACUUCUGGUAUUCACAGACUCACCUGAGAUCUGAAUCACCGUAAACUGAGAGGAAAGAAGAUCAGGAGUGUUUGUGAACUUCCUGUGAGUCUGAACUCACGGCCACAGUCCCCUGAGCAGGUGCUGUGAUUGACGGUUGUGUGUCAGUGUCCUGAGUGGACAGGUGAACCAGUUUAGAAGGUUCAGACAUGGUCUCCAAUUUUUACAGCGUAAUAUUUUUCUUGGUGUUUCUCCUGUGGCGGUGACGAGUCGUGCUGGGUCAUGUGACGGCAGGGUCGUGAGGUUUAAAGGACAUUCCACCGUUUUUAAAGGAGGACAAAUAGAGACUGUUUCACAGGUUUAAGUUUUACAUUUUUUCACUCUGUUUUAUUUUUGCUGACAAACUGUAUAAAAGAUUUGAACACAGCUGUAUGAAGAGUUGAGUUAAGUUUAAGUGCAUUAAAUAAAUAUUUUAA
Molecule: messenger RNA, 7674 nt
Organism: Seriola aureovittata
Lineage: Eukaryota; Metazoa; Chordata; Actinopteri; Carangiformes; Carangidae
Gene: lrch3
Product: leucine-rich repeats and calponin homology (CH) domain containing 3
Exons: 21
Coding region: 39-2309 (756 amino acids)
Molecular function (GO): protein binding
Source: RefSeq, a predicted model, not a curated record